UAGGACAACAUUGAAUCCACGUCCGUCCUUCAUUUGGAUGUUUUGCGAGGAUUAUGCAUUACUGUUUAAAGAAUUAUGGGCUUAACAAUUAAUGCCACUCUGUGUCCAUGUUUCUGUCUGGCACUUUUAGUUCCUCUGUUGCUGACAGUGAGUUGACGUCCAUAUAUGUCUGUAUUCUCUAGACAAUAUAUCCCGCCUGGUGUAUAUCACAGUUCCACAUGGCCACUACCCACACUAUAUCCUCUUUAUAGCCAACAGCUGUUGCUUCCAUUCCGAGUAACACAAUGUCAUCUCUUGUUUACCAAAAUACAAUGAAUUUGAUGAAAUUUCCUGUUAGAUUAGGUGCUGCUUCAGAAGUGUCUCCUGCCUUGCAGCUGUUUGGUUGGUGUAGUUCUUCAUCUCCAUAACACGAGUCAUUUCUGUGUAAUGUCGUGAUGAAAAAAGCACCUAAUUGCAUUGUGGCCUAUAUCCAACCUGUAAUUCCAGGCGUCCAUGGAUUUGAUAACCAUAAUGAGAGAUUGUGCCGGAGUUAGUGAAGCAGAGCCACUCACUGCAGCGUGUUGGCCGGCGCCGUACGGCCUUAUUAACACAUAGCGCCUUUCCUGGGUCGAUCGGGGAGUUUAAUAUUACUCAUGUGCUUUAUUAAAUAGGAUUCUGUAACAGUGACAGAGCGAAGACACUUGAAUAUCUGAGUCUGGUGAUUGACAUUUUGUCUGGAUUCACUGCAGUAGUGCUGUGUAAAUAUUGCUGAAGUGAUGCACUCGUGUUAAGCCGGGAGGACAUCUCCAGAGGAACAACGGCAUAAAAUCAUGCUCUUUGCCGAACUCAUGCCAACCCGCGGCUACAUUGCCGGCAAGCCGGUGUCGAGGUGGGAUGCGGAGUCCGACAAUAUCGACAUUGAGUACAAGAACCUGGACAGGCCACGACCCCAAGCCUGGUGCGGAGACUGCUUCAGUGGGAGGAAGGGGACAAUCCUCAAGGUCCUCCUCCUCAUCGUCAUCUUCUUUGUAGGCCUCAUUCUUGGAUACAUCAUCAGACGCAACAUCCAUGAGACUUUCAUUGCCCCAGAGCAGAAGCCGAACUUCGGAGUCCAGCAGGACUACAGUCCAGAAAUCAGCAAGGUGAUGAGAGACAGCAUCAAUAACGUGGCCAACUACCAAGACCACAUCAAAACCAUCACUAGGAAGAUCCUGCUGUCUGGCCUUGGUGGAACCAACCAGAUGAUAGACUAUGUAGACUCUUUCUGGAAGGCCUACUACUUCAACUCGCUCAGAGAGAAGAAAUAUUCUGUCCAGCUCUCCUAUCCACAAUAUGAGAAGGAUACAGUCAGUGAGCUGCGUGUGGUGGACAGCAACAACACCGUGUACUUCCACUACCAUAACAACAUGACCAACGAGAAAGUCGAGUACUUGCCAUUCAAUGCCUAUGCAAAGUCAGGGAAUAUUACAAGCGACCUUGUGUAUGCUCACUAUGGCCGCAGUGAAGAUUUUCAGAAAUUAAGGGAUCUGAAAGUCAAUAUAACUGGUUGUAUUCUGCUCAUCCGCUACGGGAGAAUUCACCCUGCAAACAAGGUGAAACACGCGGAGGAGUACGGUGCUAGUGGGGUGGUGCUCUACAGUGACCCCCAGGAUUUCUCAGAUCCCCAUGCUGAAGUCGGCAGCUUCUACUAUCUCCGGAGUUGGGCCAUCCAGCUGGCACAAGUUCGCUACGCCCUCACUGGUGACCCGACGACACCACAGUACUCAUCUAUAGAUGGAGUUCCCCGUGUCACCAACAGCAACAACAAUUUCCCCGAUAUCCCUGUGCUGCCCAUCAGCUAUGGAGAUGCUAAGGACUUGCUCAAGUAGGUUGACAACCCUGUAUGUUGUGU
Molecule: messenger RNA, 1870 nt
Organism: Haliotis rubra (blacklip abalone)
Lineage: Eukaryota; Metazoa; Mollusca; Gastropoda; Lepetellida; Haliotidae
Product: glutamate carboxypeptidase 2-like
Exons: 8
Coding region: 810-1847 (345 amino acids)
Molecular function (GO): carboxypeptidase activity
Source: RefSeq, a predicted model, not a curated record